ACUGUCUCCUUCACAGCGGGCUCUCAGGCACACACACGCCGCCGGACACCAGCCGAGCAGCCGUUACUCUGCACGGGGGGGACAACCGGCAGCUUGCAAUGAUCUCGCUGGACUUCAACUUCAACAUCUUGACCCGGGACCUGUCGCAUUAUCUGGAAAACCAAGUGAGAGUUGGGCUGCUCGGCUCGGGAGUGGGACUGUCCCUGGUGCUGGGCUUUAGCGCAGCGUACACCUGCUACUACCUGAUCUCAGUAGCGAAGAAGCCACAACUCAUCUCGGGGGGGAAUAAGUUCUACCAGUUCCUGCGGGAACAAUGUCCGGUGGUGUCGGAGACCUACUACCCCACCUUUUGGUGCUGGGAGAGCCGCAUCCAGACUCUGCUCCGACCCUUCGUCACAGCCAAACCUGGGGUUGUAUACAGAAAUGAGCUUAUUCAGGCAGCAGAUGGAGGACAGAUCUCUUUGGAUUGGUUUGACAACGAUGACAGCCUCGCUCAUCCCGACCCUGCAACCAGGCCCACGGUGCUCCUUCUCCCCGGUCUGACAGGCACCAGCCGAGAGUCCUACAUACUGCACAUGGUCCAGCAGAGCCGGGAUCUGGGCUAUAGGUGUGUGGUAUUCAACAACAGAGGGGUUUCUGGCGAAACGCUACUGACCCCAAGGACGUACUGUGCAGCCAACACAGAGGAUCUGGAGACUGUCAUCGACCACAUCCAGAGGUCCAAUGAAGCAGCUCCUAUCAUGGCUGCUGGCGUGUCCAUGGGCGGGAUGAUGCUGGCCAAUUAUCUCGGGCGAAAGGGUCGGGAAACCUGCCUGAAAGGUGUCGUAGUCUUCUCAGCAGGCUGGGACGUAUUUGAGUGCACCGCUUCGCUGGAAAAACCCCUCGACCGUUUCCUCUUCAACUCCUACCUCACCAGCUGCCUACAAGCCUCCGUGCACAGACACAGACCAGUGCUCGAAAAUUGUUACGACAUCGAUCAUGUCAUGAAGGCAAAGACCAUUCGGGAGUUCGACGAAAGGUUCACCUCCAUAAUGUUCGGUUACCCUACCAAUGAUGACUACUACCACGAUGCCAGUCCUGUCCACAGGCUGAAAUCUGUGCAGGUGCCAAUGCUGUGUCUGAACGCUGCUGAUGAUGUCUUCUCUCCGUCUCAUGCCAUUCCAGUUGAGGCAGUGAAGCAGAAUCCCAACCUGGCCCUACUCAUUACCUGUCAUGGCGGCCAUAUUGGCUUCCUGGAGGGCCUGUGGCCUCGACAGAGCACUUACAUGGACCGGGUCUUCAAGCAGUUUGCCAAGGCAGUCAUCGAACAAGGCGGCCGUCUCAAAGACCUCUCCUGAUGAGAGAACUAAUAACAAUGUUCCACUAGUUUUACUUCCUCUAGCUUUUUAAUUAAUUCCAUCUUUGUCACACAUUUUUCCUUGCUGCAUUCCAUCCUUUGUUCCCUCCAUUUCCCAUUUCACCAUGCGUUCCUUCGUCCCUUCCCUUGACCUUUUUUCCUCUGUCGUUCUUGCCUUCCAUCCCUCCAUACUGCAUUCCAUCCAUUGUUCCUUCCCUCCCCUUCUCUACUUAAUCCAAUUCUGCCUUUUUCCUUCCCUCCAUUGACUUUCUUCUAUCCUUGCCCUCCAUCCCUCCGUCCAAGUCUUGCUCCACAAGCAAAUAAAUGAUUCUUUCUUAUGUGAAGGGCACAUCGUCUUGAAUGCAGCAUUUGUGUUGCAUUCAACAUUCGUAUAUUUAUUCCUUAGUUAACGAGUCAUUGUAUGAAAUCCUACUCUGAGUGGUAUGCUAAUUAAAAAAACAAGCACAGCUAUUCAUGCCGCUGUUGAAAAGCUGAAUCUGUAGUUGCAGUAGCUAGCUUAAAAAAAAACUGUGGCUAACACAAGUACUGUCCAUGAAAAUCAAACCAUCUUUAUGCAUGAAGCCUCUUUUAGUGCGUCCAUUAGUAGGAUUUUAGCCCUCAGGGAUUUGCUUUAUUUAGUCAUACCGCUUUCUUUCCUGUGAGCAUUGUUUUGUCAUACUCCUUCAGUUUGCAUUUUCACCAGUUGACCUACAAUAGUUUAUUUUCUUUAAAAGUCUAGUUUGCACAUCUUUUCUUCUUUCUAAGAAAUAGCUGAAGAUUAUAUUUGUAUGGCUUUUAGCUAGCAGCAUUGUAGCUAGCUUAGCAAAAAGAUUGGAACCAGGGAAAAACAGCUAGCAUAAAAAAAGAAAAACUUCCCCUCAAAACGUGUUAUAAUGUUUUGUUAAUGCUACCACAGCUGAUUUCCUUUACAUCCGGCUUCCAUUAUGCUAAAAUAAGAUAACUGCAUGAAUAAAGCUGCAGACCAAAGAUUCAGAUGAUCUUACUUUAGCAUAAAAUGCUGCAAUAAAAGGAAAACAGCUAGGCUAACUUGAUAUGACGGUAAUAAAACCUUCUUAUUGUUGGAUAAAGUAAGCUUCACUGUUUCCCUUUGAUUCCAGCAUUUUAUGCUAAGAUAAGAUGAUCAGAAUCUUGCGCAUGCUAACAUAAGCUAAGCUUAUUAGCUACUUGAGCCAUAUGAGUGCUAUCAUUCUUCUUAACUUCUUAACCUUCCUUUACCUUCUGCAUGCACUUUUACUUUCACACAUUCUACCUUAACGCACACCAAAUAGUUCUACAAAUGUAUAAUACAGAGGGUGACUCAUCAACGACGACGAAUGUUAAAUUGCACUAUAUUUUAGUUCAAACUACCAUGCCUCUUAAUUUAUUAACGCAAGGCACUUCAUUAUACUCGCUGUAUGAACUGUAUCCCAAAGACUGAACAGAAACGUGUCUGAAUCCUGUGACGUGUUCUGUGUGAAGAUGUUGGUGGAACCGUUCAGUCAGAAAGUCACUGACGGUGCCAGAUGCAGUGAUGUGGAUGAAGUUGUCCUGGUCUUUUUUUUCCUUUUUGUGUUUUGGUUUUGCCAACAAUGAUCAAGCGGCUGGCUACCGUGUAUGAGUUGGCAGCGGCGAGACGCGCAGAUCGGACUGGCAGCCGGGCUUUCAGUGCUGCGCUGCAUGAGGGAUUAUGACUUCCUGUUCCUGUGGAAUUUUUUCGGUGUCUGUCUGUUCUGCCCAGUGUCCAGGCAGUAGCAUGUGUCUCAUCGGCGUCACCGUGUCCUGAAACUCAACAUCAUGUCCUAAUCUGUAGCACAAAGGACUUUUUUUUUUUUCCUUAGGAUGCUGCAUUUCAUUUUGUACACCACAUUCAAAAAAGAAUAUGCAGCAAUAAGAUUUUGAAUUGAAGAAGUGUCUCUAUAGUAUAAGUACUAGUAUAUGCACAUUAUCAACACAAGUGUAAUAUGCUGAAUUUAAUAAAUUAUU
Platichthys flesus (European flounder) is the source of this 3319-nucleotide messenger RNA. It is a transcript of the gene abhd3, whose product is annotated as abhydrolase domain containing 3, phospholipase. The record is from RefSeq and is a predicted model, not a curated record. Bases 99 to 1337 code for a protein of 412 amino acids. Lineage: Eukaryota; Metazoa; Chordata; Actinopteri; Pleuronectiformes; Pleuronectidae. Gene Ontology annotation, molecular function: acetylesterase activity; monoacylglycerol lipase activity; A2-type glycerophospholipase activity. The transcript has 9 exons. Gene Ontology annotation, biological process: medium-chain fatty acid biosynthetic process; phosphatidylcholine metabolic process; medium-chain fatty acid catabolic process.